AUGGCCACUGUGUACGACCACAACUAUGCCCCUGGCAGACGGCACUCAGUUUAUACUCACAGCGAAAAAACACCUUCCCCAACAGCGACUCCCCGAGGAACGCACGUCCGUAGCCAGAGCAUCCGGGUCAGCAACGGCAGCAGUGCAACAGCCAGCACCAACACCAGCAUGUCAUCAGGAAGAAUGUCGCAAGCUACCAACAUCACCCAGCCGCCUGCCUAUUCGAAGAAGUUUGUUGUGGUGGGCGAUGGAGGAUGCGGCAAGACUUGUUUGUUGAUUAGUUAUUCGCAAGGAUAUUUUCCAGAGAGAUACGUUCCUACAGUUUUUGAAAAUUAUAUCACGCAGACUACACAUGGCCAUACAGGCAAGACCGUCGAACUCGCGCUCUGGGAUACCGCUGGCCAGGAAGAAUACGAUCGCUUGCGUCCUCUCUCAUAUCCAGAGACUGACCUCUUGUUUGUUUGCUUUGCAAUCGACUGUCCCAACUCAUUAGAGAACGUCAUGGACAAGUGGUACCCAGAAGUCCUCCAUUUCUGCCCAACAACACCCCUCAUCCUCGUUGGUCUCAAGUCCGACCUCCGCAACAAACGCACAUGCAUCGAGCUCCUCAAGACUCAAGGUCUCACCCCAGUCACUCCAGAACAAGGCCAAGCCGUCGCACAGCGCAUGGGAGCCGCUUACAUCGAGUGCAGCAGCAAAGAAAUGACUGGUGUCGACGAAGUGUUUGAGCUUGCCGUCAACACCGUUGUCGGGGUUGAAGAGCAGGGAUACUAUGGGCCUGGUCCCAGUAGUAAACGGGGUGUUACUGGUCGCAAAGUAAAGAAGCGUACUUGCAAGAUUUUGUAA
Molecule: messenger RNA, 846 nt
Organism: Talaromyces marneffei
Lineage: Eukaryota; Fungi; Ascomycota; Eurotiomycetes; Eurotiales; Trichocomaceae
Exons: 3
Coding region: 1-846 (281 amino acids)
Biological process (GO): small GTPase-mediated signal transduction
Molecular function (GO): GTP binding; GTPase activity
Source: RefSeq, a predicted model, not a curated record